AUGGGAAUGAGCCAUGAUGAUGAUCAUCUAUCCUGCGCGGGGAGGUCUCAUAUUAUGUCUGGAGAAUGGGUGAAGGGCAGGAACCCCAGUGACCUUUCCUGGUCUUCAUGCAGCCGAGAUGACCUUGAAAACUUCCUAAAGUCCAAGGUCAGCACGUGUUUGCUGGUAACAGACCCGCGGAGCCAGUACGCGGUGCGGCUCCCUCACAAGCUGCCGGGAAUGCACUACAGUGCGGAUGAACAGUGCCAGAUCCUCUUCGGGACCAACGCUACGUUCUGCAAGAAUAUGGAGCAUUUGAUGUGUGCUGGGCUCUGGUGCCUGGUGGAAGGAGAUACAUCCUGUAAAACCAAGUUGGACCCCCCUCUGGAUGGCACUGAAUGUGGCGCAGACAAGUGGUGCCGAGCUGGGGAGUGUGUCAGUAAAACUCCCAUCCCCGAGCACGUCGAUGGAGACUGGAGCGUGUGGAGCCCGUGGAGCAUGUGCAGCCGGACCUGCGGCACCGGAGUGCGCUUCAGGCAGCGGAAAUGCGACAAUCCCCCCCCGGGGCCAGGCGGGAAGAACUGCCGGGGAGCCAGCGUGGAACACACCGUGUGUGAGAACCUGCCCUGCCCUAAGGGCGUUCCGAGCUUCAGGGACCAACAGUGCCAGGCCCAUGACAGAUACGCCAACAAGAAGAAAAGCCUCCUGACAGCUGUCAUUAUUGAUGACAAGCCGUGUGAGCUCUUCUGCUCUCCACUGGGAAAGGAUUCCCCCGUGCUGAUGGCAGACAGAGUCCUCGAUGGAACUCCCUGCGGGCCUUACGAGACUGACCUCUGUGUACAUGGCAAGUGCCAGAAAAUUGGCUGCGAUGGAAUCAUUGGCUCAGCUGCCAAAGAGGAUCGCUGUGGAGUCUGCAGUGGUGAUGGCAAAACCUGCAAAGUGGUGAAAGGCGACUUCAACCACACCAAGGGGAUGGGUUACAUCGAAGCAGCUGUGAUCCCUGCAGGUGCCCGACGGAUCAGAGUGGUUGAGGAUAAACCUGCUCACAGUUUUCUGGCUUUAAAAGAUUCCAGUAAGAGAUCCAUUAACAGCGACUGGAAAAUUGAGCUUCCUGGUGAGUUUCAGAUCGCAGGCACUACUGUCCGGUACGUGCGAAGGGGUCUGUGGGAGAAAAUCUCUGCCAAAGGACCAACUAAAAUACCACUACACUUGAUGGUGCUGUUAUUUCACGACCAGAAUUAUGGAAUUCAUUAUGAAUACACCAUUCCUGUAAACUAUACUGCUGAAAACAGAAGCGAGCCAGAAAAGCAACAGGAUUCUUUGUACAUUUGGACGCACAGCGGAUGGGAAGGGUGCAGUGUGCAGUGUGGAGGAGGUGAACGGAAAACCAUUGUGUCCUGUACUCGAAUUAUUAACAAGACCAUGACAGUGGUGAAUGACAGUGACUGCCAGCGAGUGAAUCGCCCCGAGCCCCAGGUCAGGAAAUGUAACACACACCCCUGCCAAUCACGGUGGAUAACCGGCCAUUGGAGUCCCUGCUCUGCCACUUGUGAGAAAGGGACCCAGCACCGGGAAGUGACCUGUGUCUAUCAGCUGCAAAACGGCACCUACGUUAACACAAGAGACCUCUACUGCCUCGGCAACAAACCAACGACUGUACAAAGCUGUGAAGGCCGGGACUGCCUUUCUAUCUGGGAAGCUUCAGAGUGGUCUAAGUGUUCAGAAGACUGUGGCAAAGGGAUCCAGAAAAGAACAGUGACAUGCACAAAUUCUCAAGGAAAGUGUGAUGCAGCCACAAGACCAAGAGAUGAGGAAGAGUGUGAGGAUCACACAGGCUGUUACGAAUGGAAAACAGGAGAUUGGUCAAAGUGCUCCUCAACUUGUGGGAAAGGCCUCCAGUCACGCGUGGUCCAGUGUAUGCACAAAGUCACAGGGCGCCACGGCAGCGAGUGCCCCAUCGUGUCCAAGCCAGCGGCCUACAGGCAGUGCCACCAAGAGGUCUGCAACGAGAAGAUAAAUGUCAACACAAUUACCUCGCCCAGACUUGCUGCUCUCACGUACAAGUGCACAGGCGACCAGUGGACAGUGUACUGCAGGGUGAUCCGGGAGAAGAAUCUGUGCCAAGACAUGCGGUGGUAUCAGCGCUGCUGCCAGACUUGCAGAGACUUUUAUGCAAACAAGAUGCAGCAGAAGAGUUAAUGAACCUGUGCUACUUCUUAGGGUAUUACAGCUGUUUGUAUGUAAAUCACGAACUAGUAGGUCUGAGUACUGGAACUUACGAGUUGCUACAACGCGGUGGAUUCCAAAGCUUACCUAAUAAGACUUGAAACUGUUUCUACAGACUGGAUACCAAAGUAAUCCACUCAUCCACCUUAAAAAAAAUGCAGAAAAGAGUCAUCUCAAGGAGCCAAUCAUUUUAUCGUGUUUUGACAUCUUUUCAUUUUUCAUUAAUGCUUUUUACUUUAAUAUAUUAAAUUACCAGCCACUGGAUGGCUUGCUACCCUUAAAGAAAAGGACAAGAGUUGCAAAGUGAUUACAUUGACUAAGGUUAUGGGUACUUCAGUGGAGGAAGCCUCUGGCAAAAUAAUUCAGCAAAGGUAGAGACGUUGCUUAAUCUUUCAGUCUUGGCUUUCAUCUGAUGUUUUUAAUUCCCAACAGUUGUCCUGCUGUGGAGUGGGCUUGGAGGGACACAUAUAAAUGAAAGGCUUAAUUUAAAGAGGGGAUUUGCUGUAAAAGCUUGUGAAAGCUGAUAGCAGAGGCUGGACAUCUCUGAAAUUCCUGCAGAAAGCUCAGUGCAAUAGUAUCCAAAAUUCCACAUCAUGUUU
This is a messenger RNA of Tinamus guttatus (white-throated tinamou), 2804 nucleotides long. The record is from RefSeq and is a predicted model, not a curated record. Lineage: Eukaryota; Metazoa; Chordata; Aves; Tinamiformes; Tinamidae.